This is a messenger RNA of Racocetra persica, 299 nucleotides long. Lineage: Eukaryota; Fungi; Glomeromycota; Glomeromycetes; Diversisporales; Gigasporaceae. The record is from the annotation of a GenBank genome assembly.
UAAAAUUCCUUUUUGUAAAUUAUUUCCUAUGAACGAUUUAAUAGUUUAUCUAGUGGUAGUUCCAGUAGCUUUUUUAUUAGGGUUUGUUGUCGGUAUUCUCGUUUAUCGAUAUGCCGCAGAAGUGCCAAAGGAGUCCACGUAUCAAAAUACACAACGAUUAUCCUCCUCACAAAGUUCAAUUAUGCCUGAAAAAAAAAAGAAAAAAGACGAAUACGGAGCCGAAAGCAUUCAAGUUUUAGAAAAUAUUGAAGCGGUCCGCAAAAGACCGGGAAUGUAUAUCGGUUCUACGGACGAACAAG